Molecule: messenger RNA, 384 nt
Organism: Colletotrichum destructivum
Lineage: Eukaryota; Fungi; Ascomycota; Sordariomycetes; Glomerellales; Glomerellaceae
Exons: 2
Coding region: 1-384 (127 amino acids)
Source: RefSeq, a predicted model, not a curated record
AUGCCGCCGACGGACGUUUUCCCAUCUUUUCACGAUUCCCCUCUGGAGAUGCGGCUGAAGAUAUGGCGCGAAGCACUCCUGGUCCCAUCUGUCUGGGUCGCGGUUGGCGAUGGCGCUGCUAAUGGCCUUGACGACCCUGACAACCAGAUUCCUCCGCCCAUAAACAUGGGUUUCAUCGGCCUUGCGGCAAUUUACCCGAAGGCCUGGACCGCCAGUCCCUCGGCAGGAGGGGCCAACGGCCUGGAGCAGUUCGCUGUACCAUACGGCUGUGUUUCUCCCGCCCGUUGCGGCAAUGGGGAUAGGGGCGAAAGGUGCGAGCGCUUGAGUGGUGCGGCCGCCCGGUCGCAACACCAGCAACAACCACCGCAGAAAGAACAAGAAUAA